ACUACAUUGAUUCAGUGCUUUAAACCAAAAAUGUAACUGGAGAUGGGAAAUUCUUCCGAAAUAUUGCUGCCUUUCAAGAACAAGGUGCAGCUACAAGCAUGUAGCAACUUUAAUGGUGUAACUUCAUUUACUGUGAAUGAUACAAAGCUGAGAGCUACAAAACCUAAAGAAUACAUCUGCCUUUACAUCUAUAAACACAGAGAGAGGUAUGUGUAUAUAUAUACUCUCAGUCUCUUAGAAAAAGUAGUGGUAUCACGUAUGAAUUUAGCUUGGCUGAUUAAGGGAAGCAGACAGUCUGGGCUGGAUUAUUUUUGGUGCUUCUGAUAUAUGGCUCAGUUAUUAGCUGAAGAGAAUCCCAGGAUUAAAUGUGCUUCUGACACAGAUUCCACUUUACAGCCGAUCUGGGCUCUGAUGCGCGAGGAAAUCAGUACAGACCAGCUUUCAUUUGUGUAUUGCUUUAACUAACAAAUAAAUGAGUUAACCUGCAGGGCCUUUCCAUCUGGAUUGCUUCAGGGUAAGAAAAUUUGCACUGUACUGAAACCACUGUACUGCAAGGAUGCAUUUCCCCCAUUACACGUGAAUGGGAAGGCCCUUAUACUGCCUGGGAGAUUAGUCAGCUCAGCAUGUAUCUUUGUGGAACCAACGUGGUGUGAAUGCAGUAUUCAAAGUGGGUGGAAUCUCCUUGAAUAAAGGAGAAGAUGGAGGUGCCAACAGUCAGCAGUAAAGAUAAUGGUGUAUCUCAUGUUCUGACUCUAGCGCUGCAAGAGCUCAGUUUGCUCUGUAAGAGAGAUGUCAAUGGCGUUGGUAUGCUCUAUGACCUGCUCAGAUCUCGCUGGCUGCAAGCACUGCUAAAGAUUUAUGAAUGCCUCCAACACUAUCUUGGAAAAAGACCAACUCCUGUCACACUGCAGGCACGUGCGUUGAGUCGUGAGGUGGUAGAGUUACUGCGUGAAGCCCCUCAGUCAGGAGAGAUCAAAGAGCUAAGGCGGCUACUGCGUUCUCCACACUUUAAGGCCUUGCUAUCUGCUCAUGAUACUGUGGCCCAGAAAGAUUUUGAGCCAACCCUUCCACCACUGCCAGACAACUUACCUGAAAAUGAAGAAGCUAUGAGGAUUGUCUGCUUAGUGAAAAACAACCAACCUCUGGGUGCCACCAUUAAACGCCAUGAGGUGACAGGUGACAUAACGGUUGCCCGUGUGAUCCAUGGUGGGCUGGCAGACAGAAGUGGGUUGCUGUAUGCUGGAGACAAACUGGUGGAAGUUAAUGGAGUUCCUGUUGAGGGACUUGAGCCUGAGCAAGUCAUUAAUAUUCUGGCUCUGUCUCAGGGGACAAUUAUGUUCAAAUUAAUUCCAGUUUCUGACCGACCUGUCAGCAACCAAACAACACUUUACGUGCGAGCAAUGGCAGAUUACUGGCCCUUGCAAGAUCCUGCCAUACCAUGUGCUGAUGCAGGUUUGCCUUUUAAGAGGGGUGAAAUACUCCAGAUUGUGGACCAGAAUGAUGCUCUCUGGUGGCAGGCCAGGAAAGUUUCAGAUCUCAGUGCCUGUGCUGGACUCAUACCCUCAAAUCACCUUCUUAAAAGGAAGCAGCGAGAAUUCUGGUGGUCUCAGCCUUUCCAGCCCCAUGUCUGUCUCAAAUCAUCAAUGUUAAGCACUGUGGAAGAAGAGGACGACAUGCAGAUUGAUGAAAAGUGUGUGGAAACAGAUGAAGAAACAUUUGAGUCAGAGGAGCUUAAAGAAGAGGAGGAAGAAUUUGGUGAAUUUGGUCAGCGAGUCUUUAUUGCUGGGUUCCGCAGGAGCAUGCGGCUGUGCCGCAGGAAGGCGCGGCUCAACCAGCAGUCCUGCUACUCCCGCUGCCCCAGCAGCUGCUGCGGCGCCCUGGCAGCUCCCUAUGAAGAGGUGGUCAGGUACCAGCGGCACCCGACAGACCGCCACAGACUCAUCAUCCUCGUGGGUCCUGCAGGAGUUGGUGUGAAUGAGCUACGGCGAAGGCUAAUCACAAGUAACCCACGAGAGUUUCAAAGUGCCACACCUCACACCACUCGUGUUCAAAAAAGUUAUGAAAUGAAUGGUCGUGAAUAUCACUAUAUAUCGAAGGAAACUUUUGAAAACAUGGUGUAUAGCCACAGAAUGCUGGAAUAUGGGGAGUACAAAGGGUACCUGUAUGGUACCAGUAUUGAUGCAGUGCGAACAGUCCUUGAUGCAGGGAAGAUCUGUGUAAUAGAUUUAGAACCACAGGGUAUACAGCUAGCCCGGACCCAUGAUUUAAAGCCCUACAUUAUAUUCAUCAAGCCACCCAGCAUAGGUUGCAUGAGGCAGACUCGUAAAAAUGCCAGGAUCAUUACAGAUUAUUAUGUGAACAUGAAGUUCAAGGAAGAAGAUUUACAGGAGAUGGAAGAAUCAGCUAAGAAAAUGGAAGCUCAGUUUGGUCAGUUCUUUGAUCACGUGAUUGUGAAUGACAAUUUACAAGAAGCAUCUGCACAGCUGCUGUGUGCAGUGCAUCGUGCACAGGACGAGCCCCAGUGGGUCCCUGCAGUAUGGAUAUGCUCAGACACUCAGCCCUAAUUCUGAGCAGCAGGCAGCUUCCGAGAGAUUACAGCUUAUGUUUUACUCCAAGAAUAAUCCUAAUGUCAGGAUUGCAAGAAUUUAUCUUUGUAUGUGAGGGAUUUGGAAGAGGAUUAGGUAAGAAGCUGCUACAGGAGAUAUAAUCAUACUAUGCUCUGUGUGGCUCUUGAGCUUUUUAUGUUACAGUUCCAUCCACUUUUGUACAAAAAAAAUGGAAAUACUGUGAACACUCAAUUACAGAAUAAAGAAAAAUCUAUUUUGUUGCA
This is a messenger RNA of Catharus ustulatus (Swainson's thrush), 2830 nucleotides long. It is a transcript of the gene MPP4, whose product is annotated as membrane palmitoylated protein 4. The transcript is spliced from 24 exons. Gene Ontology annotation, cellular component: adherens junction; plasma membrane. The record is from RefSeq and is a predicted model, not a curated record. Gene Ontology annotation, molecular function: protein binding. Lineage: Eukaryota; Metazoa; Chordata; Aves; Passeriformes; Turdidae. Bases 699 to 2564 code for a protein of 621 amino acids.